CUGUAAAAAAUAAAGAGACUUAAAUAGGUACCGUGUACGUAGGUUUACACAAUAAGAUCUUUGAACAUAAAUUAAUUGUAUAUCCAUUGAAACAUCAUGUUACUGAUAAAUGAUAAUGAAUAAUCAAAAAGAUAAGAGAUAAAAGAUAUAACAAAAAAUAUCGUAGUUAUAGUAGGAACCUAAUUAUUACAAUUUAAUUAAACGAACGCAAUAUGUCUUGCGUUCAAGAACAUUUAAUUUAAAGAGUCCUAAAUGAAUUGAAAUUGGAUAUAUAGAAAUGCACAGAAGUACAACUUUGUCUGAGAUCGUGUCGUCCACUUUUUCUUCUAACGCAGAUGAAGUUGAACCACACAGCAAAAAGCGAAAGUUUGCAGCAAAAGUUGGUAUAGGAGUAAUCGAGUUUUUAGUUUGUUCGUUGUACCAGUGUUAUGGAAUUUUAUUAGCAAAAUAUAUCCAAAUUGGCACAUAUACACUUCAGAAAUUAAUAUGGACAACGAUGAUAUACUUGGCAGCAUACCACAUUACAGCACCAUUUUCACAGUGUCUAAUAAAAUGUAUGGAGGAAAGAGGACAUUUUCACUACAAAAUCGUAAUGACGAUUUCUGCCUUGUUGCUAGCAGUUGGUAUAGUAACACCUCCACAUUAUCUUUGCUACGGAAUAUUCGGAGGAAUACUUUCCAAUAUAAUAUACUCUCAUCUAAGACACAUAGCGAGGAGAAAAUUAAAGACCACAGAAAAAGCAUUCGUAGGUAACAUUCUAUCAGCCAGAGCUAUAAGUUUGCUAAUAAUGCCACAUAUUAUCCUGCUGUUGGUAGCAAAUUUCUCCAUGGACAAAGCAACCAUGAUUUAUUCAGCUAUUAUUUUGAAUAUAAUCCCUGGUGUGUUGAUCAUCAAACUACCCAAAGAAAAUUUAACGAAGUUUUCUUUUGGCGAAACCAAUAGAUAUCAAACCUUACCAGCAUUUUCCCAACAAAUCAAAGAAAUGAAAGUUUUCUCCACAUCGGGCAACACUUCAGACAUGCACAGUAUCAACAAAGCCAACGACAACGAAUCAAAUGAUGACGACACAGAUGAAGAUUCAGAAAGCGAAGAAGAUGUCGAAGACGACCUUUUAGUUCACGAAAAGAACAUGCAACAUAACGAAAACAAAACAGACGAAAUAUCUUCAGCGCCAACAGCACUAAAUUCUAACGCAGUUCAAAUCUAUUACAGCCAAGCUGGUGUUAGCAUUCUACCGGAAAUACCCGAAGAAGAAGAAGGCGUUGAAGAGAGUAAAAACAUAAACGUUAUAAACACCAAACGGUUGAGUAGAAUAAGCAUGGCUUUGGAGGAAUUGAACAGUAGAGAAAGGAAAGAAUCUAUCAAAGAACUGGUGGUACCAAAAGAAAGUUUUAUUAAACCAGAACCAAUACAGAAUAUUGAGUAUAUAUCCAAUUAUACUGACAGGAAGAGAUUUAUCAAGGAUUUGAAAUUUACGAAUAAAGGAGCUUGUUGUUCUUGUUCGCCUUAUACGUUAUUCGUGUGGAAGAGAAGGAUGAGAUCUUGGAAAGAUUGCCUUAUAGAUACGCUAUUCAUUCCGAUUUGCAAAUCUCUCGCUGACCUUCAUUUUUAUCCAACUCUUUGGAGCAAAAUUUCUAUCAAUAUCAGUUCUAUAUUGUUUAUUUCACUGACUCCUUAUGUAACGCUGCUGAAGAAUGAGGGAUACAAGAGCGAAGAUAUGGCUUUUUUGUUGUCUUAUACAGCGUUUUCUUGGUGCCUGUCGUUAAUUCUGAUGCCGCUGUUGAUGACUUUCACAGCUGUGAAGUUGAGAAUCACUUUUAUUGUUGGAUUGGUGUUAUCCAGUUGCAGUAUGUUAUUGCUUACGAAAAGGAAGAUGACCAACGACUUCAUAAUCUGGAGCUCGUUACUGUUCGGCUUCGGUUACGGUUUAACGAGGUUCACUGAAAACUUCGUAUACAAGGCGUUCGCUGGAAAGAGGAAAUACGUACAAUUCGAAAGGACUCUCGACAUGUUGAGUGGUAUUUUUGUGAUAUUAAUCUAUUAUUUCGUGUAUAUUAAUAACGUCGAUGUAGUCGGAUGGUUUCCCAUUAUCUCGUCAAUAACUUACGCUGUAAAUGCGAUAAUUUGGGUGGUCGUUCCCGUUGUUAAGGAAGCUAUGAUUUUUUUGAGAAAGUAUUUCAGGAAGAGAAGUGAUAGCAGUACUAUUUUGUAAUUAUUUAUGCCCACAAAUUUGUUUAAGAAUAUUAAUAUUUUAUAAUAAAUGUUUUUUAAAUAAGGAUUA
This is a messenger RNA of Psylliodes chrysocephalus, 2281 nucleotides long. The record is from the annotation of a GenBank genome assembly. NCBI's taxonomy places the organism in Eukaryota, Metazoa, Arthropoda, Insecta, Coleoptera, Chrysomelidae.